GUCGGGAGUUCCUCAUCCCUUCACUGGCACACAGGUUCAUUGCAGAGAUGGUGGAUUUUUUCAUUCUGUUCUUUAUUAAGGCAACCAUCGUUUUAAGUAUUAUGCACCUCAGUGGAAUAAAGGACAUCUCUAAAUUUGCCAUGCAUUACAUCAUAGAAGAAAUAGAUGAAGAUACGUCCAUGGAAGAUUUGCAGAAAAUGAUGAUAGUGGCUCUCAUCUACAGGUUAUUAGUCUGCUUCUAUGAGAUAAUCUGCAUUUGGGGAGCAGGUGGAGCAACCCCAGGGAAAUUCUUGCUCGGGCUGCGAGUUGUGACAUGUGAUACAUCUGUGCUGAUUGCACCCAGCCGAGUGUUAGUCAUUCCAUCCUCCAAUGUCAGUAUGACAACGUCCACAGUACGAGCUUUGAUCAAGAAUUUUUCUAUUGCAUCAUUUUUUCCUGCCUUCAUUACACUGCUGUUUUUCCAGCAUAACAGAACAGCCUAUGAUAUUGUAGCAGGAACUAUUGUGGUCAGAAGAAAUGGAGUCAGAUGAUACCAAAAGAUGAGAUUUCUGGACUGGUUUUGAACAUCCCCUCCCACCCCAGCAAAUAAAGACCUAUCCCAGAACUGAAAUUGAGGUAUCUAUUGGAAUCUUUUGCCCAAAUUCAAUGGGAAGUGAUUCAGAAGCUAAAGAAAAUGUAUGGCUCCUGUAUGAUGCCAGCAGCUACCUUCAAAGUAUUGGAGUUUUCAUAGAUGCCAAAGAAGUUUGGGAGAGACAAUACUUAGCAAAUUCUGGGAGUGCGAACCUCCGAUUGAUGAGACAGAAAGUGGCUGUUGCAGCUGCGGAAAGGAGCUGUUCUGUUCAUCAGUCUG
Messenger RNA from Acanthisitta chloris (rifleman), 850 nucleotides. It is a transcript of the gene FAM8A1, whose product is annotated as family with sequence similarity 8, member A1. The annotation marks the transcript as partial. The transcript has 4 exons. The record is from RefSeq and is a predicted model, not a curated record. NCBI's taxonomy places the organism in Eukaryota, Metazoa, Chordata, Aves, Passeriformes, Acanthisittidae.